AUACACUCUACAUGUAAGUACUGCACUUCCAAUCAUUUCACUCUUCCUAUUGCAAUCAUCAAACACUUUUUACCUUGAUUUCAGUUUUAACCAGCAAUGGCCGAAGCAAUUGCAUUCGACCUGGCCGUAGAGCUCAUUACUAAAUUGACCUCCUUUGCUGCCUCUCAAAUUGGACUGUGGUGGAAUGUCAAAGAUGACCUCGAUGACCUCAAAACCACUGUCUCCACCAUCAAAGCUGUGCUCCUUGAUGCAGAGGAGCGAUCCGUCACCAGCCAUCUUAUCAAAGAUUGGCUUGAAAAGCUGAAGGAUGCACUUUAUGAUGCGGACGACUUGUUGGAUGAUUUCUCUAUCCAAGUUUUGCGGAAAGAUCUGAUGAGUGGGAACAAGUUGACCAAAGAGGUACGCCUUUUCUUUUCAAGCUCAAACCAAUUUGCUUACGGUCUAAAAAUAGGUCAUAAAAUUAAGGCCAUUAAGACCAGGAUAACUUCCAUCGGAAGUGAGGCCAAGAUGUUCAACUUGUUAGAGCGUGACCGCCCCGAGGAAACCUCUUUCAUGACUAAAAGGAGACAGCAAACACACUCUUUUGUGCGUAAAGAUGAAAUAAUUGGGAGGGAAGAUGAUAAAGCAACUCUUCUAAAACUCAUGUUAGAGUUUGAAAGUGAAGAGAAUGUUUUUAUAAUUCCAAUUGUGGGGUUUGGAGGGUUAGGAAAGACUGCAUUGGCGCAGUUUAUCUAUAACCAUGAAACGGUCAAAGAUCAUUUUGAAUUGAGGAUGUGGGUGUGUGUUUCUGAUGUCUUUGAUGUGAAAAUAAUUGUAGAAAACAUUAUCAAAUCUGUGACUGGCUUAGCACCUGAUCCAAAUCUCGCAAUGGAUCAAUUGCAAAAACAACUUCGAGAAAAAAUUGAUGGGAAAAAAUAUUUACUUGUUUUAGAUGACAUUUGGAAUGAGGAGGGGGAACAAUGGUUUAGCCUAAAGAAGUUAUUGAUGGGUGGGGAUAAAGGAAGUAGGAUAAUAGUAACUAGUCGAUCUUUGAGGGUAGCAAAGAUUACUAGUAGAUGCCAGCCUCAUGUUCUGAAAGGCUUGUCCGAUGAUGAUGCUUGGUCUUUGUUCAAACAAAUAGCAUUUGAGCAAAGAUCUGCAGACUCAACAAAUUUAGCCUUUGUGGAAAUAGGAAAGCAGAUUUUGGAAAGGUGUGGGGGAGUUCCCUUAGUCAUAAGGACGAUAGCUGGUACGUUAUCUUUCAAAGAAACUGAGAAUGAGUGGCGUUCUUUUAAAAAUAAUCAACUUGAUAAAAUAUCCCUAAAAGAAGGUGAAAUUUUAUCUACACUUAAGUUGAGUUAUGAUAAUCUCCAAUCCCAUUUGAAACAUUGUUUUGCUUAUUGUCGACUAUAUCCAAAAGAUCAUGAAAUUGAAGUACGAACACUUGUUCAGUUUUGGAUUGCACAAGGUUUCGUAAAGCAAUCAAAUCCAAGUCAAUCUCUUGAAGAGAUUGGGUUGGAAUAUUUUAAAGAUUUAGUGGAAAGAAACUUUUUUCAAGAGGUAAAAGAAUAUGAAGGCUGGCUUAUAAUGUGUAAAAUGCAUGACUUAAUGCAUGAUCUAGCUGAAUUAGUAGCAGGGAUGGAGAGUAGUAUUGUAGAUUCAAAAUCAAGUGCAAGUGAGAUUGGUGAAAAAUGUCGUCACGUAUUAAUUAAUCCUUUAUUAAUUCCUUUGCUUAAGGGAAAGAAGUUGCGAACCUUACUACAAUUUCAAAACUAUAGAUAUCAAAAUCAGAGCGAUACAAUUUGGGAUCUCAUAAUUUCAAAUUGUAGAUGCUUGCGGAUACUAAAAUUGGAUGAUUCAAAUCUUAAUAUAAUUCCACGCUCCAUUCAUAAAUUAAAACAUUUAAGGUACCUUGAUCUUUCUCGAAAUUCCUAUAUUAAAUUCCUCCCAAAGAGUAUUUGCAAGAUACCAUAUUUGCAAGCUCUAAAACUUGAUUGGUGUGUUGGGCUCGAAGAACUGCCGAAGAAGAUUGAAAAAUUGGUGAAUCUUACCCAUAUCGAGUGUUGUGGUUGUAGUGGCUUAACUCAUAUGCCACGUGGAAUUGGGAAGCUAACUACCCUUGAAACAUUAAGCAUGUUUGUAGUGGAUAAAGAUGGUUCUCAUGGUGGUGCAGAUCUAAGUGAAUUGAGUGGGCUUAACAAUUUAAGGGGAGAGUUAACAAUAAAAAAUUUGGGAUUCGUGAAAAAUGCAAAAGAGAAGUUUAGGGCUGCGAAUUUGAAAGAGAAGCAACAUUUGAGAUUAUUGGUUUUAGAAUGGAGUAGCGAUAACGAAGAUGAUGACAAGUCUCUUGAAGACCUGCAGCCCCAUCCUAAUCUGAAGAUGUUGAAGGUGGAUGGGUGGAAGGGCGACGCCAAGUUUCCAAGUUGGCUUUCUUCGCUUACAAAUCUCGUCCUUAUUUCCAUAAAUAGUUCCAGUAAAUUCCAACAUCUCCCGUCCUUUGCUCAAUUUCCUUGUCUUCAAGAGCUGGUGAUUUCUAAUUUAACUGAGCUCGAGUACAUGGAGGAUAAUGGCCCACAUGGAAGUCAAGGAAAAGUAGAAUCAUUCUUCCCAUCGCUUACGUAUCUUGAGCUCAACAACUGCCCAAACUUGAAGAGUUGGUGGAGGAAAAGACCAGUUUAUGAUGAUUCCAACGAGGGCGAUACAAAAGUUGUAGGAGCAUCAACCAUGGCAUUUCCUUGUCUUUCCUACUUAUGUAUUGAAGAUUGCCCUUUGACUUCAAUGCCGUUGUAUCCAUCACUUGACAAGGAGCUAAACUUAGUGAAUACCAGUUCAAGGCCAUUAAAGCAGACCCUUGAGAUGAACAUCACCAGUAUGUCACCAUCAACUUCAACCCCUUCUCUUCCUCUCUCCAAAUUGAAAUCUUUCCAUGUAGAGAAUAUCGAGGAACUGGACGCUCACAAGCUAGAUGAGUACUUGCAACAUUUCACCAGCCUCAAAACUUUAACAAUAAGAGAUUGCAAGGAGCUUGAUUUAGAGGGCAUGCAAUGGGAAGCCCUGAAGAAUCUGUCUCAUUUGGAGAUUGAUAAUAUUCCACAGCUGGUGUCUCUCCCCCUUGGGCUUCAACAUCUUUUCCAAUUGAAAACAUUAGAAAUUAAGAACUGCAAUGGAUUGAGGUCACUCUUUCCUGUGUUCCAACAUCUCACUUUCCUAGAAGAGUUUUCAAUAUGGAACUGCAAGGAGCUGGAGUUAUCUGCAAUUGACAUCCAAAUAUUCCAAAAUUAUACAAGCCUACGCUCUCUAUGGCUGCUAAAUAUUCCAAAGUGUCGGCAACUUCCGGAGUGGCUUCAAUUUCUAACCAAUCUGCGAACGCUUUAUCUCAUGGAUUUGCCCAAUUUGACAUCACUUCCAGACGAGAUGCGUUGCCUAACCGGUUUAAAAGAAUUAUACAUACGAGAAAUUCCCCAAUUGAAGGAGAGAUGUAGGAAGGACAUUGGUGCCGAUUGGUAUAAGAUUGCUCACAUUACUUCAGUAUUCUUUUUGUGACUGUUUGAGUGAAAGGCAUUUGACAAUUUCAAGAAAUAACAUGCCGGAAAAGAGGAGAUAGCAUAGACAAUGGACUUGAGGUUGGCCACCAUUUGUGCACAGAAUAUGAAGUCCUGCCCUGUGAAAGUAAGUGUUUCUACAUAAAUAAAAAGUGUCGAUAGGAAUAGUAAUAAUGCGGCUGAUUUGUUGUGUAAUAUUGCUAAUAGCAAUUUGCUAUUAAUAAAAAGUGUAAUAUGUGCUUUAAUAUGGAUUACCCAGUGGAAAUCCAUGAUGUAAUCAUUCAUGAUGCAAUAAAUUGAGGUAGACCUUACGGUCA
Molecule: messenger RNA, 3838 nt
Organism: Gossypium arboreum
Lineage: Eukaryota; Viridiplantae; Streptophyta; Magnoliopsida; Malvales; Malvaceae
Product: disease resistance protein RGA2-like
Exons: 3
Coding region: 97-3522 (1141 amino acids)
Biological process (GO): defense response to other organism
Molecular function (GO): protein binding; ADP binding
Source: RefSeq, a predicted model, not a curated record